AUGAGUAAAGGAGGUCGAGCAGCCUUGGCUAGAAGUAGGUCAAUAGAUCAUCAAAUAGAUGAAGAUCGGGAAAAGAAACAGAAAGAAGUCCAGUUAUUACUCUUAGGUGGUGCUGGUUCGGGUAAAAGUACGUUCAUAAAACAACUUCAACUACAUUAUGGUAAUGGCUUCCCGGAAUCAGAAAGAGAAAUUUUUACCGAGCAAAUUCUGAAAAAUGUAACAGAGGGUUUGGUUCUUAUACUUGAACAGAUGGAAAUUCUGGGUAUUAAAUUUGAAAAAGAAGAAACCGAGCAACAUGGUAUAGAACUAUCAGGAAAACAUCCCAGAGUGUCUAUGAAAAUGAUACUUAGCAAAAUGGCGGAAGACGAAGAAGCCGCAUUAAAGGCUCAACAAAACCGUAAAAAUGCAGAUUUAUCUCCAACGAUGGCGAAAUUAAAAUUAUCAACACCUUAUCUUAGACCUAAUACUGAAAUGAUACUACAAAUCUGGAGUGAUGCUGGUGUUCAGUGUAGUUAUGCCUCAAGACAUAAAUUUAGUCCAGAAAAACUAACACAUAGCGAAGAAUAUUUUCUAGAGAGUAUUGAUAGAAUAACUAAGAAGAAUUUUGUACCAACAGUACAAGAUAUAUUAUAUAUUCGUCAACCAACAUUGGGUGUGAUGGAGAAUACGUUUGAAAUAGACAAUCUUAUUUACAGGGUAAUUGACGUAGCGGGACAGAAAAGUUUAAGAAAGAAAUGGAUUCAUUUCUUUGAAGCAGUGACAGCUGUUAUGUUCUUUGUACCACUGAGUGGUUAUGAUGAAGUUUUAGAAGAAGAUACAACCAUGAAUUGUUUACAAGACAGCUUACAGGCAUUUCAUGAAGUUUCUCAUAAUCAUUAUUUAGAGAAGACCGAUAUGAUACUAUUUCUUAAUAAGAAAGAUUUAUUUGUACAGAAAGUAAAGAAAUUAAGUAUUAAAACAUGUUUCCCUAAAUAUAAAGGGGAGAAUACUCCAGAAGCCUGUUUGAAAUAUAUCAAAGAUCAGUUUAUUCAACAUAAACCAGGACAUAAACAAGUGUAUAUACACGUAUCUUGCGCUGUAGAUGUUAAAAUGAUGAAAGAUAUAUUAAGUAGUGUUAUUGACAUCGUUGUUGAAAUCAAUCUGAGAAGAGCGGGAAAUUUGUAGGAUUAUUCUUCUUUUGUAGUCACGAACAUUUUUACUGUAUAACUUAUAUAAGUGUUAAAUAUGAUAUGAAUUCGUAAGGGCUUGAUGAUUGGUCUACACCAACCUAAGUAAUGUUAUUGCCUUGAUUAGAUUGAGGUUUUAAGAAACGAGUAUAUCUAGGAUGGAUUAAAAAAAAAUUUUUUUCUCUAAAGAAUAUCAGUUAUUUCUGCGUUAUAUCGUAACUGUUAUGGGGUUAUUUUAUGUAUUGUUGACUAUUUAGACAGAUUUCCAGAUACAACUAGCGAUUGAUUUUACUUGUAUUGUUGGAUUAUAUAUGCUGAUAUAUUAAGUUUGUUAGGAGGAUGCUCGCCUUUAAUGAGAUUGGAUAACGACCCUGAUAUUUGAUGUAUUUCCAGGGGGUAUUAUUUCAUCAUAAUUUGUUUAGUUUUAACCUAGGUAUGCGGUUAAUUCAAUUAAUGAACACGAUAAGAGCAAAAGUAAGUCCAAUUAAGGACAUGAACAUGUAUAUUCUACGUUGGCAUUAGCGUCAGACAUUGGGUUUCUCAAUUUUCCAACAUUUUUAUCCAUUACUUUCGCAAUGUUCUGAUUGUAUCUGUUUAUUUUAUGUAUGUUCAUUAGUUACAUGAAGCCUUAAAACAGGUGGACAAAUACCAUAAAUAUGUAAACUAUUUCGAAUAUUUAUUAUCUCAUUAUUGACAGUAAAUGUUAUAAUGGAUAUAUGCCAGGUAAUCUAAAAUAAACACUAAUCUUUCAAGAACUAUUUUGCCUGCGAUGCAAAUAGAAAAGUAUAAAUCUUCAAGAUUUAACCAGUCAUAUUUUAGGUAUGAAUCAUUUUGAAGAAUGUUUUGAUUUAAUUUUUGAAGAGUUUUAUAGAUAUCUCAUAAAACCAUUGUUAAUGGAUGUAUCAAUACGAAUACUUUUUUCCAAGUAUAACCUCUUUCACUAUGUCACAGUAGCAUUAUAUAUUUUAGUAUAAUACGGCCAGAUAAAGAUAUCAUAGCACACCUAG
Lottia gigantea (owl limpet) is the source of this 2173-nucleotide messenger RNA. RefSeq lists its product as hypothetical. Lineage: Eukaryota; Metazoa; Mollusca; Gastropoda; Lottiidae. Gene Ontology annotation, molecular function: G protein-coupled receptor binding; guanyl nucleotide binding; GTPase activity. Gene Ontology annotation, cellular component: heterotrimeric G-protein complex. The record is from RefSeq and is a predicted model, not a curated record. The coding region runs from base 1 to 1164 and encodes 387 amino acids. The transcript has 7 exons. Gene Ontology annotation, biological process: adenylate cyclase-modulating G protein-coupled receptor signaling pathway.